Messenger RNA from Punica granatum (pomegranate), 1591 nucleotides. The record is from RefSeq and is a predicted model, not a curated record. NCBI's taxonomy places the organism in Eukaryota, Viridiplantae, Streptophyta, Magnoliopsida, Myrtales, Lythraceae.
UGGUCAUAGAAAUCUUUGCACAACCCAAAUUAACAAAUUGAGAUGAUGAUGACAUGAGCCCUACUUAUUGAAGUUCUGAAAGAAUCAUUAUUAGUUGUCAAAGAACUUUUGUGUUGCCAUUGCCAUGGCUGUUUGGAGCUGUCUUGUCCCAGAAUGCUGCAGGUAUCAGCUGGAAACAAGCAAACAGUGCCAUAAACCCAGAAAGCCCACCAAAGAAGAGAAGCAGCAAAAUCCCUUCAACAGGCUGUCCCUAUCAGAUUUGAGCCACCCGAGCUCGACCACGUUGUCGGAGGACCUCUCCGUCUCCCUCGCCGGGUCUAACCUCUACGCGUUCACCCUGCAAGAGCUGAAGCUCAUCACGCAGAGCUUCUCAUCGAGCAACUUCCUUGGGGAGGGCGGGUUCGGGCCCGUACACAAGGGGUUCAUUGAUGACAGGCUCCGGCCUGGCCUCAGGGCCCAACCGGUGGCUGUCAAGCUCCUCGACUUGGAUGGGCUGCAAGGCCAUAGGGAGUGGCUGACGGAAGUGAUCUUUCUUGGGCAGCUGAGGCAUCCUCAUUUGGUGAAGCUGAUCGGAUACUGCUACGAGGAUGAGCACCGGCUGCUUGCGUACGAAUACAUGCCCAGAGGAAGCUUAGAAAACCAGCUGUUCAGAAGAUUUUCAGUGUCUCUACCUUGGGCAACAAGGAUGAAGAUCGCCUCGGGAGCAGCAAAGGGCCUUGCCUUCCUGCAUGAAGCAGAGAAGCCGGUCAUCUAUCGAGAUUUCAAAGCCUCAAACAUCUUGUUGGACUCUGAUUUCAGUGCUAAACUUUCUGACUUCGGGCUAGCGAAGGAUGGCCCUGAAGGUGAUGACACUCACGUCUCAACCAGAGUUAUGGGCACGCAGGGGUAUGCUGCUCCCGAAUACAUCAUGACCGGUCACUUAACAGCAAUGAGUGAUGUGUAUAGCUUCGGAGUCGUAUUGUUGGAGCUUCUAACCGGGAGGAAAUGCGUGGACAAGACCCGGCCACACCGUGAGCAGAAGCUUGCUGAAUGGGCAAGGCCCAUGUUAAAUGAUCGCCGGAAACUGGCCUGCAUAAUGGACCCAAGGCUGGAGGGGCAGUACUCCGAGUCUGGUGCCCGAAAGGUGGCUGCACUGGCAUACCAGUGCCUGAGCCACCGGCCCAAGCAGAGGCCCACAAUGAGCACUGUGGUCGAGACUCUCGAGCCUCUUCUGGAUUACAACGAUGUCUUUGCUGGCCCGUUUGUGUACAUAGUUCCAGAGGAUGAUCUCCGCAAGGCUAAGAAAAUUGGAGAAAAGCAGCGGGAGACGGAGAAAAGGACCAGCCCAAACCAUCACCGUAACCACAGUCAUCAUGUGAAAUCACCCAAUAGCCAUAGAAAUGGAGUGGUAACCUCUCCACGCCGUUGCGGAGAAAGAGGGUAGGAUUGAGGAUUUUUAGAGCAUAUACACUUGUAAAUACAGUUUGAUUAAAGGCUUGAUGAAGGGGAAGGAAAUGCUCUUCUGAAUGGAAACAUAGGUUCUUUUCCGAUUUUUCGGUUGUCUUCAUUUGUAUUCCGAUCAACUCAUCUAUUAAUUGAUUCUUUCAUGCUC